AUGAGUGCAGGUGCUCAAGACGGAUCACCGAGGCAUGCCCAUGAGCCGCUAAUGAGCCGCCACUCAACUACCGCCAUCACGACGCUCAACAAAACCUCUGGCGUGACUCCUUGCCGUGGGUGUGAGCGAGGCGGGCGGCGCGGAGCCCAGGCAGGGCGCGGCGUGUGUUGGCGUGGCGGACGUGUGCGUGACCAGCUAGCCACACCAGCAGCGCCGACCCUGCCCUACCCAGCCCACCCCUGCCGUGCCCUCAUUACCCAGUGUGCCCUGCAGGAGGAGUCACGCCCGCGCCGCCGCCACAUCCCCCUCCAGCGCCACGUGUUUCAGCCGCCGCGACCCAAAAUGUUAGUUUCCCCGGCACGCCUCACAUUCCUCCGCCAGGUUAACCGCGCCUCGCCACGCCCCUCAGUCCCUAUACCUUCCCUCCACCACAUAUCCCUCAUUCCACCUUCCACCUCUCCAUGCCUCCACAACCACCGUCUCUCUCCACAUCCCCUCACAGAACCUCCCCCAGGCGGCACCACACACGCACCGCCUAUCAGCAGCCCCACUAAUGCAGUCACCCCGCCUGCCGCCCUCCACUCAAAUCCCCGCGCUUAUCCACCUGUUCUCCACACCUGCCUCACCACCUCCCCACCCCCUCCACACCUGCUCAAGACACCCCGACACCCCUCCACCCCUCCACACCUCUACCAACCCUACCACACCUGUACAAAUAUAUUCCAAUUUGCUCCACUCUGUUCCACACUCCACACCGUGGUGCUGUCCCCGCCCAUCCCCGCCCAUUCCCGCCCCCGCCCCGCCCACAUGCGCACCGUGACCCAGCAGAGAUAA
Molecule: messenger RNA, 834 nt
Organism: Portunus trituberculatus (swimming crab)
Lineage: Eukaryota; Metazoa; Arthropoda; Malacostraca; Decapoda; Portunidae
Product: protein TRACHEARY ELEMENT DIFFERENTIATION-RELATED 7A-like
Exons: 5
Coding region: 1-834 (277 amino acids)
Source: RefSeq, a predicted model, not a curated record